AUGUCCCUCCCACCACCCUUCAUCGUCACAGUCCACAACUACCACCCCUCCACAACCCCCAACAACACCAACACCAAUCCCGUCCAAACCUACGAAUACAUCUUUCCCUCCACCAACCCCACCAACCCCAACCCGCCCGUGACCCCAACCCCGCAAAACGCCCUCAUAUUCAUCGGCGGCCUCGGCGACGGGCCCCAUACCAUCCCCUACAUCCGGCAAAUCGCCAAACACCUGUCCGCCACAGCCAGCGGGUGGACUGUUUUUGAGGCACGGCUGUCUAGCGUGUUUACGGGGUUUGGGUACGGCUCGUUAGAGAGGGAUGCGAGGGAGUUGAGGGAUUUGGUUAGGUAUUUGCGUCGGGGUCGGGGGGAUGGGCAGGCCGGGUUUGGGAAGGUGGUGUUGAUGGGACAUAGUACGGGGUGUCAGGAUUGUUUGGAGUAUGCGAAAGGUGUUGUUGAGACAGUUGGGGAGGGGGAAAGGGGGGAGGUUAGGGUGGAUGGGUAUAUCUUGCAGGGACCGGUGUCGGAUCGGGAAGCGAUUGGGAUGACGGAGGAUGCUGGGGAGGUGGAGAGUGCGGUGCUGCGGGCGGUGGAGAUGGUGAGAGGGGGUAAGGGGGAGGAGGUGAUGGAGAAGGGCUUGUUGCCGGGCGGGUGGAGGAAUAACCCGAUCACGGCGUACCGGUGGGCAUCGCUGGCGGGGGUUGGCGGUGAUGAUGAUUACUUCUCCUCCGAUUUGUCCGACGAGAAACUGGCCGCCAUCUGGGGGAAGCUAGAGCAGCCGGUGCUGAUUGUGCCGUCGGAGAAGGACGAGUGGGUGUCAGGGGAGAUCGAUGUCAUGGGCCAGGUCACGAAAUGGAAGGGGUUCUGCAAGCCGGGCAUCGCGAGCGACCUUAGCGGACUCAUUCCAGGGGCAAACCACCGGGUGGAUAAUGCUGAGGGCCAGGAGUGGCUGUCUGAUCGGGUUGCUCGGUUUUUGGCCGCCCUGGAGAAGAGAGAGUAA
Dichotomopilus funicola is the source of this 999-nucleotide messenger RNA. RefSeq lists its product as uncharacterized. The record is from RefSeq and is a predicted model, not a curated record. The coding region runs from base 1 to 999 and encodes 332 amino acids. The transcript is spliced from 2 exons. NCBI's taxonomy places the organism in Eukaryota, Fungi, Ascomycota, Sordariomycetes, Sordariales, Chaetomiaceae.